AUGGGAGAAGAGGAUAAAAGUAGAGAGAAAAGUUGGGCCCUGGGAUGUCGGCCUCGGCUUUGCACAUGUUCCCUUUUCCCCUGUCCGGCCUCCAGCCCCGCGCCAGCACCCACCUGGGCCUCUCCUCGCCUUCUCCUCCUCCGGCGAUGCUCACCGCCAGGUGCGCUGAGGAGCCCGACUCCUGGGACCUGCGAACAAGCGGGCAGGAGGCUGGUGGGUGGAUGGGAUGGUGAGACGGAGGGGAGGGAGGAGGGAGGGGGAGGACCUGCGGCGCUGCCUUGGGCGCCCCCGGCCCCGGCCCGGCUCUUCCCGCCCCCACGGCCGCCCCCGCCCCGCCGACCACCCCUGGGCAGCCGGGAUGCAGGGGAGCUGGGGGCUGCGGGGAGCUGUCGCGGGGCGCAGGCUCCCACUCCCCGAGGGUCUCCGCCUGGGCCCGCCCCCGGCCGGCCGGCCGCCGCUGCGCACCCCGGGACGGCCACCUGCUGCCUCGGCCUGCGCGGCGACCGCGGGGCCGGGAGCCGCCGCCCCCCGACCACGGGCCCCGCGGACCCGGGCCGCCGCCCCCCUCACCUGCUCCGCCCCUGCUCUCCGCGCUGCCCGGGCCGCCGCGCGCUCUGCGCCACCACGAACAGGUGCCUGGGCCGGGGAUGGCGCCCGGAGGGAGUGAGCCAGGGCAGGUCCGGAGCCCCCCGAGGGGUGUGA
Molecule: messenger RNA, 702 nt
Organism: Peromyscus californicus insignis
Lineage: Eukaryota; Metazoa; Chordata; Mammalia; Rodentia; Cricetidae
Product: basic proline-rich protein-like
Exons: 1
Coding region: 1-702 (233 amino acids)
Source: RefSeq, a predicted model, not a curated record